CCUAAGCAGAGAAUAGACACACAGGACGUUUGCGCACUGAAACCCAUGCGUCAAAGGACACCGCCGGACAAUACCUACUGAAUCGGCCGGAAAACAGUUUUCGCAGUUCUGUCGCGGCAGUAUUUUACUGGACGCCAACUUGAAAACAACUUAAAAAAAAUAUUUAAAAAGUGAAAUUAAAAAUGUUACUAUUCCAAACUUUAUUAGUGGCCAGUCUUCUAAAUACCAUAUUUUCAUACAAUCCCUUUGAUUAUGAGUCUGAGCGACCAGGAGAUCAUGGGUAUUACGGAGUGCAUGAUGGCAUGGAGCAAGGUGAUGGGAUGAAUGAGUGGACAGUGGAGGUGGAUGGUGAUGAGGAGGUAGCGCAGCUAAUCGCGUUGGAGUUGGGAUACGUGUAUGGAGGGCCGGUGGCCGGUUUCCCGAACACCUACUCGUUCCUGAAGUACCGCCACAGCAAGCAACGACGCACGUACAGCGACUCCUCGCUGGCUCUCAUCAAAGACCGGAGGAUAAGAUGGGCUGAGCCACUAUUCUCCAAGUCGCGAGUCAAACGCUACCCAACCCCGGAACCAGAUGCGUCUCUGGAACGGGUGAAAAGGAUAGACACUCAAGCAGAAAAGAGGCAGAAGAGGGAGGUCGACAGGCCUCUGUUCAACGAUGAAUUGUGGGAAGAAGAAUGGUAUUUGCAAGAUUCGCGCAACGUACGCUCGCUACACCGUCUAGACCUGAACGUGUUACCCGUGUACGCCAUGGGGUACACCGGCCGCGGAGUCCGCGUGUCCGUGCUCGACGACGGCGUAGAACACAACCACACCGACCUGCGUGAUAACUAUGAUCCUGAAAUCAGUUGGGAUUGCAACGACGGCGACCCGGAUCCGUCUCCGCCACAAAAAGAUCUGAGGCGCAAUUCGCACGGCACCAGGUGUGCAGGAGAGAUAGCGAUGACGGCGAAUAACGUGAAAUGCGGCGUGGGCGUGGCCUGGGGGGCGAAAGUGGGCGGGGUGCGGAUGCUCGACGGUCGAAUCACGGACCGCGUCGAGGGAGAAGGAAUAGGUUACGCCUGGGACAAAGUGGAUAUCUACAGCGCGUCUUGGGGCCCUAAUGACGACGGGCGUACGGUGGAAGGACCGGGUCGCCUCGCCAUGCAGGCUUUCAAGCGGGGAGUCACUCAGGGUCGCAGCGGUAAAGGCGUUAUUUACGUUUGGGCCAACGGAAACGGAGGAAUCCACAAGGACAAUUGCAACUGCGACGGAUAUUCGUCAUCAAUCUACACAGUGUCAAUCGGCAGUGCUUCGCAACAUGGAUGGUUCCCCUGGUACGGCGAGGUCUGCUCCUCGACCCUCGCCGUGGCCUAUUCAUCAGGCGCUCGAAAGGAUCAGAAGAUUGCGACGACAGACACUAAUGACUCAUGCACCCUGGACCACACAGGCACCUCAGCCGCCGCGCCUCUCGCGGCCGGCAUCAUUGCUCUAGCUUUGGAAGCCAACUCUAAUCUAACUUGGCGUGACGUUCAACACCUAAUUGCUUGGACUUCAGACUCCAGUACAUUAGCAGGCAACCCCGGAUGGCAAAUCAAUGACGUCGGACUUCAAUUUGACGUUCGGUUUGGCUUCGGUCUGCUCAACGCUGAAGCCCUGGUGUCUAGAGCUCUGAACUGGAUAACGGUUCCUGAGAAACUCAUCUGCCACAUACCACCACAGUACAAAAUCAAUGAAAAACUAUCAUCAGGGCAACAAGUAAACAUUUAUUUUGACGCCCACGACUGCCCAGUGAACUACGUCGAGCACGUGGAACUCGGUAUAAACAUUCACUACAGCAAGCGCGGGGCGCUAGAGGCUUAUCUGACGUCUGCACGAGGAACGAGGAUACAGCUUUUGACCGCCCGACCAGAAGAUACCUCCAACGCUGCCUUCUUGAACUGGCCUCUCAUGUCCGUAGCUACGUGGGGAGAGAAUCCUAAGGGCAUGUGGCAAGCUGUUAUAUUAGAUGAUACUGACGAAGCUAAUGUAGGAGAAGUUGGAGAAACGACAUUAGUCAUACACGGGACGAGCGAGACACCGGCUCACAUGAAACAUUUACUUAAAGAUGACAUUUCAAAUGGUGACACUAACAAUGAGAACAAUAUGAAACAUUUACUUGAAGAAGUAAAUGAAAUUUCAAAUGAAAACAUAUUUAAUAAUUUUUUAAAUGUACCAGAGAAUCAUGUUCACGAUGUUGAUCCACCGUUGCUGACAGCCGUAGAGAAGCAGUUACUACGGAUGCAUCACAGGAAAGUGAACAAGGAUCGUGGCUUGUAA
Messenger RNA from Cydia amplana, 2297 nucleotides. RefSeq names its product neuroendocrine convertase 1-like. The transcript has 15 exons. The coding region runs from base 183 to 2297 and encodes 704 amino acids. Gene Ontology annotation, cellular component: neuron projection; membrane. The record is from RefSeq and is a predicted model, not a curated record. Gene Ontology annotation, biological process: peptide hormone processing. Gene Ontology annotation, molecular function: serine-type endopeptidase activity. NCBI's taxonomy places the organism in Eukaryota, Metazoa, Arthropoda, Insecta, Lepidoptera, Tortricidae.